This is a messenger RNA of Scedosporium apiospermum, 1071 nucleotides long. RefSeq lists its product as uncharacterized. Lineage: Eukaryota; Fungi; Ascomycota; Sordariomycetes; Microascales; Microascaceae. The record is from RefSeq and is a predicted model, not a curated record. Gene Ontology annotation, molecular function: heme binding; oxidoreductase activity, acting on paired donors, with incorporation or reduction of molecular oxygen; iron ion binding. Bases 1 to 1071 code for a protein of 356 amino acids. The transcript has 3 exons.
AUGCACCAGAUCCUGAGCGCGAGGCAACUCAAUGCAUUCCGACCCUUCCAGGACCUCGAGUCCAAGCAUCUGCUGUACGAGUACCUGCAUAAGCCCGACAAGUGGUACCUAGCCAACAGCCGCUACUCGAACUCGGUCAUCAUGAGCAUCGUCUUUGGCAUCCGCUCGGAUAUGGAUAAUCCACGCCUCGCGGCUCUGAACACUUCCAUGGAGAAGUUCAUCAAAAACAUACAACCGGGCGUCAACAUAGUCGACGUCUUCCCGGCCCUGGCCAAGCUCCCAACGUUCCUACAAUGGUGGUGGCGUCGUGGAAAUCAGAUCUACGAGGAGACAAGGAGCGUGUGCGCGCUGGAGCUGCAAAUGCUGAAGGAACGCAAGGCGGCUGGCAAACAGCGACCGUGCUUUGCAACCGACCUGCUCGAAAAGAGCAAGGAGCUGGAGGCUUGGGGCGAGACUCAGACGCUGUACGUCUUCGGCACACUCAUGGAGGCCGGCACUGACACCACGAGAGUCUCAAUCGCGCAGGCCGUUGCGGCCAUGGCCGCCUAUCCGGACUGGGUGGAUCGUGCCCGUAAGGAGCUUGACGAGAUAUGUGGACACAGCGCCGAGAGGCUGCCCGGGUUCGAGGACCGUCAGAAUAUGCCAUACAUGAACGCCGUGACCAAGGAGAUCUUCCGCUGGCGACCUAUCAUCACGGAGAUUGGCGUGCCUACCACACUCACAAAGGACGACGAAUACGAGGGCUACCGUUUCCCGGCCGGCACCGACUUUAUGUGGAACGCGUGGCACAUCUGUCUGAACCCGGAGGAGUACGAACAGCCGGAGCGCUUCUGGCCGGAGCGCUUCCUUAACGAGGAUCUGGAAAAACCCCUCAAGGGCCACUGGAGCUUUGGCACUGGUCGCCGUGUCUGCGUCGGCUGGCAAGUAGAGGACGAUCCAAUCGACACCAUGAAUAUUUCUCAGAUGGACUGGGACAAGGCGCCGUUCAAGGUGAAGAUUGUGCCGCGUAGCGACAAGCAUGCCGACCUUGUUGAGCGACUAGGCUCGGAAGCUGCCAAUACCAUGUACUAA